Messenger RNA from Monoraphidium neglectum, 2004 nucleotides. RefSeq names its product ankyrin. Gene Ontology annotation, molecular function: protein binding. The record is from RefSeq and is a predicted model, not a curated record. Bases 1 to 2004 code for a protein of 667 amino acids. The transcript is spliced from 2 exons. Lineage: Eukaryota; Viridiplantae; Chlorophyta; Chlorophyceae; Sphaeropleales; Selenastraceae.
AUGUCCGGAGAUGUGGACGGGCUGUCACGCAUGCUGGAUGUUCAGGCGCUCGGCGUUCCCAUGGGCGGGGACGCCCCGCUCAACUGCGCGCUGCCGCCCUCAGCCCUGCACUUGGCGGCCGCGCACGGGCAGGCUGCGGCUGCCAAAGUCUUGAUCAAUCGCGGUGCGGACAUCAACGCAUGCACGUCCAGCGGCUACAGCGCCCUUCAUUAUGCAGCUGAACGGGGCCACACCGAUGUGGCGCGCACCCUGCUGGCGUGGGGCGCAUCCGCCAGUGCAGCCAACCGUUUUGGCCAGCAGCCGCUGCAGCUCGCGGCCUCCAAAGGCCAUGUGGCAAUCAUGCAAUUGCUGCUAAAGCAUGGGGCAUCGGCCGCCGGCGCCUGCGGGAAGCUGGCGCUGCCGCUUGCAGCAAACAACGCUGGCCUGUUGCGCCUCCUACUGCAGCGCGGUGCGCGCUUUACGCCUGAUGACCCUGCCGCCGGCAGCGCGAUGUGCUUCGCGGCGGCCUCUGGCAACGUUGCCCUGGUGCAGCUGCUGCUGGACGCAGGGGUGCCGAUCGACGCCAAGGGUCCCAACGGGCAGCGCGCCCUGGUGGAUGUGACGCGAUCUCAGUCGGGGUGUGCCCCCAUGGUCGCCGCCCUGCUGGACCGCGGCGCAUCAAUUGAUGCAGCCGAUGCGCGCGGCUGGCAGGCAGUCCACCACGCCGCUUACCGUGGGAGGCCAGACGCCUUGCGCGUGCUUAUCAGCCGCGGGGCUGACCCCAACGCCGCCUCUGUGUCUGCAGCCGCCACCGGCGCUGGCGCCGCAAAUCCUGCCAAUGCCGCCGCACCUGCAGCAACAGCAGCAUCCGGCAUCCGUCCCUUGCAGCUGGCUACCAUGCACAAGCACCUUGAUGCAGCCAACGUGCUCCUCAACAGCGGCGCCGACGCGUCGGCUGCAGACGCCUCUGGCCGGCAGGCGAUCCAUGAGGCCGCAUCUUGCGGUGCCAAGGCAAUCCUCUCCCGGCUGCUUGCGCGAGGCGCGCAGGCGGACGCGGCGACGGAAAAUGGCACGACCGCCCUGCACCUGGCAGCAGAAAAGGGGCUGAUGGGGGUUCUGCAUGCGCUUCUCGAUGCCGGAGCGGCGCCUAACGCCACCGACACGCGCGGCUGGACCGCCGCCCACUUUGCAGCCGCGGGUGCCAACAGCGAGGCGCUGCUCCACCUGCUGCAGCGCGGCGCCGACGCCAACGCGGCCGCCGCCGAUGGGAGGGUGCCGCUUCACAUGGCGGCGGCGGCGGGCGGCGAGGCCAGCGCCCAGGUCCUUCUGGACGCCGGCGCCCUGAUCGAUGCUGUCGAUGCGGAGGGCCUGCAGGCGCUCCACCACGCCGUUGCAGCCAAGGCACACGCCGACACGGCCGUCAUGCUGCUGGACCGCGGCGCCUCCCUGGAGGCGGCCACGCGCGGCGGCCGCACGGCGCUCCACUUUGCGGCCGUGUCGGAGAAUUACGACCUGCUGCAGGCGCUCCUGAGCCGCGGCGCCGACGUGGGUGCGCAGGACGAUUACGGGCUGCAGCCGCUGCACCUCGCGGCCGCCAACGAGAACACAGUGGCGAUGAGGCGCCUGGACGCCAGCAGGGCGCGCUUUGAGGCCGAGCACGCCGAGGCUGAGCGCGAGGCUGCUGCUCAGGCUCAGCGGCUGCAGCGGGCAACAGCAGCGGCAGCUGCAGCGGAGGCGCGCGAGCGGGCCCUCGUGGCGCUGGUGCACGAUGUGAUGAACAAGCACACGGCGCGGCUGGGCCGCGACCUUGGAGAGAGCGCGCGCCUGGAGGAGGAGCGGCUGCGGGGCCAGGCCAGGGCCAGGGUCAGCGCGGAGGAGGCGCACCUGCGGGCGGCACUGGCACAGGAGUGGGAGCGCCUGCGGCAGCUGCGGGCCUCGUCUGACAACGAGGCUCUGCGGCUGCGGCGGAUGCGGGACGAGGGGUCCUGGGGCUCAACACCGAAGCGAUUCCGCAGGCACAAUUAG